Acanthocheilonema viteae is the source of this 5667-nucleotide messenger RNA. Lineage: Eukaryota; Metazoa; Nematoda; Chromadorea; Rhabditida; Onchocercidae. The record is from the annotation of a GenBank genome assembly.
AUGAUUGAUACCGUAAAUAAAGUGAGUCAUUCUUGUGACGUUGCAUGUCGAGUAUGGUGCGUGCAGUGGAAUCAUGCUGGCACAACGCUUGCAAGUUGUGGUGAGGAUAAAACGAUCAAAUUUUGGAAACGUAUUGAUGAUGAGCCGUAUUUGGUGUAUUCUGGAAAAAUAAGCGGGUCUCAUAGCAGAUCUAUUCGACACAUCGCAUUUUCACCAAAUGAUAAAUUCUUAGCUUCAGCUGGUUUUGACGCCGCUAUCAUUGUGCAUCAGUUGUGCAACAAUGAUUAUGAAGAAGUAAAUCGUUUAGAAGGACAUGAGAAUGAAGUGAAAUGUUGUGCGUUUUCACCAUCCGGUGAAUAUUUGGCAACUUGCAGUCGCGAUAAAUCGGUUUGGUUCUGGCAGAUAGACGAAAGCGAAGAUUUUGAGGUUGCAUCGAUUUUACAAUCUCACACACAAGACGUCAAAUUUGUGGUAUGGCAUCCAGUUGAUGAGUUGUUGGUAUCAUGCAGCUAUGACUGCUCCAUUCGAUUUUAUCGUUUUGAUGGUGAGGAUUGGAUAACGCAAGAAAAGAUCGAUAAUGCUCAUCAAUCGACCGUUUGGUCAGCUGAUUUCUCAGAUGAUGGUAAUUCUCUUGUAACAGUAGGAGCUGAUUUCUAUAUCAAUAUUUGGAUGAGGCUGGAAACGAAUUUAGCGGCCUCUAGAAGUAAAUGGAAUAAAGUAACGAGUGUGUGCGUGGAAACGAAAUGGCCGCUAUACACAGUUUCGUGGAAUAAAUUACAUGGUAUUAUUGCUGUUGGUGGAGCAGAUAGCAAAAUAAGGUUGUACCGCUUAAAUAAGUCAACAGAUAGCCCAGUUCUCGAAGAAUGUUUUGCAAGCUACAAACUUUCUUCAGAAAUCAACUCUCUAAAUUGGAAUCCGCUUGAAAGUAGGCUACUUACUGGUGCGACGGAUGAUGGUGAAAUUUAUGUGCUUCGAAUAAAAACGUUAAAAAUCCGAACGGAUAAGAGGGUUGGUCAUAUGAAUGAAGUCAAAGGAUGGGAACAACCAUUACCUAUCAACAUCAUCUUGUUCUCCGAAAAUGUUGGACUAAUCGAGCAGUUGAAAAGCAUUAUACCUAAAAUUGGAACAUUUGGUGAAAAAAAUCUGAGAGUUGGACUUGAUAUUAUUGAACAACGAGUUGAAAUACAUGAUUAUGGAAGUCCAUGGGUUGAGCUUCGUGUUGAUGUAAUGUCCUCUUGCUGGGAGCGAACAUUUUUGAAAAUGGUAUCGACGUUUCAAGCUCUAACUAAUGAAUUUUCUGGAAAGCAUACACCCGUACUUCAGGCGACAGAGCAUGGUUUUUUCACGGAUGAUUGCUUGUCAACUGAGCUCCAAAUAGAAGUACACUCCAUCCAUCAUGGUAAUUUGCUCGAUUCCGGAACAUUUUGCUCACACUUCACUAGAGAAAUACCGGAGCGGACUAAUGAAGCAAAAUUGGCAGAAUACAUCAAAGUGUUAGCAAACUUAUCAUCUAAUGAAGUGCAUAAUCCGAUGUACGUUGAUUUUGAACAUGACCGAAAUAUACUCACUGUACGAUUCGCUGUUUUAGGUGGCUACAGAACCCGAGAAAUGGGCAAAUCAAAUAAUGAAAAGCUUGUGGAGGGAUUCAUGUUUACUCUGAAGGUACACUAUACUUCUUUACGUCGCAUUUUAGUCGACACAAAAGUUUUAGUCGACACAAAUCAAGGAACUUGCGUAACACGAAUAUAUUUCCAUCUAAACUACCCUCCUGAAAUACGUAGAUUCCGUCAGAAAAUGAAUGUUCAGCGAGGAUCAAAAGUGGAAAUGACAAGUGACCGAUUUAGGUAUUAUCCAGAAACAGAUUGCUCGAAAGAUAAUAGCUUUGCAAUUGCAGCUAUUAACGAUAGUCCAAUCUUUUGUUUGCAGUUUACGGAAAUGAUGGAUGUAUGGGAUGAUUUGUUGUACAGGUUGCUGAGUAGAUUGCAUGCUCGUGCCAAUCUUCCGAUUGAAUUUGCUAACGUGCAACUUUCAUAUUUUCCUGUGGACAAUUAUGUACCAUUACCAAUUCGAAUAAUUGGUUGUGACUAUCGAAAACAUGCUGGUGUAGAAAAUGAUCAAUCAUAUUAUCCUGUGGAACCAAAAGUUGAUAAGGCUUGGUCCGAAAAACUAAGCUCAUAUUCUUUUGGAUUGCAAUAUUUGAUUGCAGCAUUAUUGUCACGUGGUGCUGUUGUAAAAGACCAAUUGCUGAUAACACUAGAAGCGUUAGAGCGUUUAAUCAAUAUGGUCGAUGAAAUGAAAAGCAUACCACCACUGAUAAGUGUGUUUGAUCGUAUACGUGAUAGCGUUUUUAUAAGGAGUGAUUUGCUUGCUGUGAUUCACGGAAAAAGUGCCGAAGAAGGAUUUCAACGUGUUAGAAAGGCUGUAAUAACGCCAACUCGAAUGUUCCUUGUGGUUCCGGAAUUAUUAAUGGGGAAUCGCGUAUUACGUGAAUUUGAUGAAAAUAGUGAUGGUGCGUUAAGGAUUCAGUUUCGUGACGAUGAUGGUACACAUUUGAGGCGUAACACUGCUGGAUCAUACAUCAUUGAAACUACAGUUCAUAAUUGCUUACUGCGUGGAAUUUAUAUAUCAAAUAAUCAUUUUGUUUAUUUGGCUUCCUCAAAUUCCCAAAUGCGUGACAAUGGAUGCUAUUUUUUUAAUGAUGGUAAUGAUGGUCAAGCGAAAAAGAUUCGUGAAAAGCUUGGCAAAUUUGAUUGUACUAAUAUUCCAAAAUUAAUGUCUCGAAUGGGGCAGUGUUUCACGCAAUCAAAGGAAAGUGACGUUGUUUUGAAACGCAAAAAAUACAAUAAAACAUACGAUGUGAUAGGCGGGAAAGAUUUUUGUGGUGAGCCGUUUAUUUUCUCAGACGGUGUCGGAAAAUUAUCCGAAGAUUUUGCUGAAAAAAUCGCCAGAGAUUUAGAUUUGGGCAAAUGUGUCCCCAGCUGUUUCCAAUUCAGGCAUCGAGGCUUAAAAGGUGUGCUUUCCGUUGAUCCGGCAUUGCGACAACGUCGAUUAUGGGCUAAAAAAAACGGCUUAGAGGAUAAACAUGGAAAAACUGAGAAAGUGAACGAUUUAGAUAUGCUGUUUAGACCGUCUCAGGACAAAUUCCAUGCACCAAGGAAAAAAAUAAUAGAGAUUGUGAAAUAUUCCAGUCCAACACCAGUCUGUUUGAAUAGACCACUGAUCAAUAUUCUUGACCAAGUAAGUGAUAUGCAAGGAUUUGAUGUACAUAGUCGCAUGGUCCAUCGCAUACAUGGUUUGCUUGAUCGCCAGCUGUUGCAACUUUCUGAAGCGUUGAUGAAUGAAAACAGAUGCCGUGAAAGACUAGCGGAGUUUCCGAGACGGAUUAAUGUACAAUAUUUAUCACUAGUAAGAGGAUUCACCCUUACACAGGAACCAUUUUUUCGUGGCCUACUGAUUGCAAGUGUUCGAUUCACACUGCAAAAGCAGUUAUCUAAGGAACAAAUUCAAAUACCAACAAAUCUCGGUCGAACUAUGUUUGGUGUUCUGGAUGAAACCGGAUUACUUCAGUAUGGACAAGUAUUUGUGCAAUUUACCAAUAACGUUUACUUGAAGACACCGCCGAGGGCUGCAGCAAAAACAAUAGUUAAAGGUCCUGUGUUAAUGACAAAAAAUCCAUCAAUAGUCGCUGGCGAUGUAAGAGUCUUCGAGGCUGUUGAUUUACCCGAAUUACGGCAUUUAGUUGAUGUAGUUGUUUUCCCGCAACAUGGACCUCGACCACAUACAGAUGAAAUGGCCGGAUCUGAUUUGGAUGGAGAUGAAUAUAGCGUCAUAUGGGAUGAUCAGUUGUUAUUUGAUCAUAAUGAAGAACCAAUGGAUUUUAGUAAGCUUGUUCGAGCCCCUGAUGUUCUCAAGGAGGAUGAAAUUGUACGCGAAAUGCGUCGUUUUUUUGUUGAAUAUAUCAUGCAAGAUUCAAUAGGUGUUAUAGCGAAUUCCUUUCUUGCAAAUUCUGAUAUUUUCGGAAUCACCAGCGAUGUCUGUAAAAGUAUAGCAGAAAAACAUUCGCAGUCUGUGGAUUUUCCAAAAACAGGAAGGCCCCCAAAACCGCUUGUUAAAGAUUGGAGCAAUGGACCGGAUGGAAAAAUUAUGCCACCUGAACGUCCAGAACGAUGGCCUGAUUUCAUGUGUAAAACUCAUGAACCUUCGUACGUUUCGACUCGUCUUGUGGGACAGUUAUUUAGACGAAUCCGACUAAUCGAUGAUGUCAUCACAAUAACCAGUGUUUGCGAAGGGCAUUCACAAGUAACAGUGGAUCCUCUUUUGAAAUACAAUGGUUGGGAAACUUAUGAAAAAAGUGCGGAAUUAAAUUUGAUAGCAUACUCUGCUCAUAUUAGGGCUCUUAUGGAUAAUUAUGGAAUACAAGAUGAAUAUCAGCUAUAUUCUGGUUGUUUUACCAAAAUUCGUAAUCGAAUCAGUGAUAGAGAUACAGAUGAUAUGUCUCAGUUUAAUACCAAUUUUGUUAUUGAGCAGAAAUUUACGAACAUAUUUAUGAGCUUUCGCUCCAAUUUCUUUAAUGAGUUUGGUGGUUUAACAUCCUGUACCGAACCAGAUGAUGAAAAAGACGUGAUUGAACGAAGAUAUUGUAAAUGUCCAAAUGUGGAGAUGAAAAAGAAAGCAUCCGCUUAUUACGUCGUUUGCUACCGCAGAGCUAUGAAUGAAAUAGGUCAAAGAUUAUUAUCAUUUGCGUGGAUUGUAUGGGAUAUACUUGCUGAGAUAAAAAAAGAAAAUUGUACACUAACAUCGCAAAAUAUAUUAACUAUCGAUCCUAUUUCUGACCAUGUAUCAAAAAUCUUAACUUCUUUCUGUGACGACAAUAAGAAAGACUUUGACCAAACUUUAGAACGUUUAUCGGAAGGAUUGGACAAAUUGUUUUACGUGUUAUGUAAAUGGGGUGAGCAACAACAGUUAUUUGAAGGACGGCUGAAGCGAGAACAUUUGUGUUUAUUGUUAAUACAGUAUGGCUUAGGAUAUAUAAAUGGUGAAAAUAUGCACACUCAUAUUUUCCUUGAACAGACCAAUGAAAUCCUCCCGGAAAAUUCAGAUGAAGCUCAAGACUUGAGCAACCUAAUUGGUGGUAUCGGCAAAUGUUUCCUACGGUUUCUUCAAUAUUUGAGCUCACGGUCAUUCGAGACGAUGAAGAUUUUCAAUUUUAUGCAACCAAAUCUUGGAUAUCAUUCAGUAUUGAUGCGUGGCCAGUGGUUCGAUUUGUAUCAGGCGGCUAUUAAAACUUUCUAUCGAAUAGUGCUUACGAGUCGUUUUGACGAACUGUCAGUAUUUGAAAGAAAGCAAGUAUCAGCAAAUAACGCAUCUCCACGUAAUUUUAUCGAAGCUGAACCUUUUACUAUAGAAAUACCAGAAGAUUUGCGCUGUUAUGAUAACAGUUUGAGAAAUAAACUGAUAAGAUAUUCGGGCGUACGUCACUUAUAUUUGAGAAGAAUUCCGAAUAGAAAAAAUCGAGUUGUGAUAUCAGCAUUUGGUACGCUGGAAUCGUUGCAUCGGUUACGUGAUAUACUUGCUGUGCAACUUACGUCAAGUAUACAAGUUGACACCAAAGCGUGCGAUGAUAUGAUGCUUCGAUUGGUCUACGAGCGAAUCCAAGAAUUGCCUUAA